This is a messenger RNA of Ficedula albicollis (Collared flycatcher), 4728 nucleotides long. RefSeq names its product membrane primary amine oxidase. Gene Ontology annotation, molecular function: copper ion binding; primary methylamine oxidase activity; quinone binding. Lineage: Eukaryota; Metazoa; Chordata; Aves; Passeriformes; Muscicapidae. Gene Ontology annotation, cellular component: plasma membrane. The record is from RefSeq and is a predicted model, not a curated record. Bases 103 to 4140 code for a protein of 1345 amino acids. Gene Ontology annotation, biological process: amine metabolic process. The transcript has 10 exons.
CCCGAGCCAACCCAUCCCCUUGUUCUAGUGAGUCACUGGAAGGAUUCCACAGCUGGAAACGGGUCCUGCCAGACUGCAGGAGCACUCAGUGCCUCAGCAGGGAUGAGCCUGAAAACCGUGGUCAUCCUCCUUGGUCUGGCGUUAGCCACGAUAUUCGCUUUGGUCUGCGGCUGGAGCUUUGCCUUUGGCAUGAGCGUGAGCACAGGCCUGCGGCUGUUUGACAUCCGGCACAGGGGGGAGAGGGUUGCCUAUGAGCUCAGCGUGCAGGAGGCGCUGUCAGUGUACGGCUCCAACUGCCCGGGAGGGAUGUCCACGCGCUACAUGGACGGCAGCUUUGGCCUGGGCCGCUACAGCUCCCCGCUGGUGCCGGGGCUCGACUGCCCCUCCCUGGCCACCUACGUGGACACCCACUCUCUGUCUGACAGCCUGAGGCCCAGCAAGAGGAAGGCUUCCCUCUGCAUCUUUGAGCAGAACCUGGGCUUCCCUCUGCGGCGCCACUACUCCAACUUGCAGUCGCUCUACUACGGGGGGCUGGUGAACUCCGCUCUGGUCAUUCGCUCCAUCGCCACCGUGGGCAACUAUGACUAUGUGUGGGACUUCAUCUUCUACCAGAAUGGGGCCAUUGAGGGCAAGGUGCAGGCCACGGGGUACCCGAGCUCGUCCUUUCUUCACGGGGAUGGCCUGAGAUACGGCAAUAGGCUUUGGGAGCACACCCUGGGUACCAUACACACCCAUUUUGUCAACUAUAAGGUGGAUCUCGAUGUGGGAGGGGUGAAAAAUUCCCUGAUGGCCCAUGACAUGGCAUUUGAGAUGACACGGGCUCCCUGGAGCCCAGAGCAGCAGAUAGAGCGGCCACGGCUCACAAAGCAAGUCCUGGACACAGAAGACCAGGCUGCUUUCCGACUGCAGUCCAAGAUGCCCAGAUACAUCUACUUCGCAGCCAACAGCAAAAACAAGUGGGGCCACCAGCGAGGCUACAGGAUCCAGAUCACCAGUUUUGCAGGGGACCACGUCCCUGAAGCCAGUUCCAUGGAGAGGGCCAUCAGCUGGGCAAGCCACACUGACUGUCCUGUCCCUGCACUCGCAGUGAUGAACCCCAAACUUCCCUCCAUUCUCCUGGUUGGGGCUGCAGUGAUAGUCUUCAUUCUCUCCUGCAUGCUGCUGAGCAGGGAUGGGCGAUUGCCCAGCUGUGAAUCCCGGCCCAGCGCUGUGGAGAAGACUGGAUCCAUGAGCCAGAGCCUGGUGUUUGCUGACCUGAGCCCCGAGGAGAUGUCCCAGGUGGUGCGGUACCUGCAGGGACACCUCGGGGUGCCGCUGGUGGACGCCUCCCGUGCCAAACCCUCGGACAACUGCAUCGCCUCCGUGGAUCUGCAGGUGCCCGCCAAGGCAGAGGUGCUGCGGUUCCUGGACGCAGGGGGGGCUCGUCCCCCCCGAGAGGCGCUGGCUGUGCUGUACUUUGGGAAGCAGGCAGAGCCCAACAUCAGCGAGUUCGUGGUGGGGCCGCUGCCGACGCCCGCGUACCACCGGGACGUGACGGAGCGCAAGUACGGGGGGAAGCUGCCGUACCACCGCAGACCAGUCACUGGCAGAGAGUACUUGGACAUCAAUGCUCUCAUUCAGAGGCACUUUCUAAAGAACCAAGUGUUCCCCUCAGCUCCAGCUUUCAUGCAACAAGUAAUGGAGUAUGAUGGAGAGAAUCUUGCAGCUGUGACAGCUGCUCCCCGUGGAUACCAGUCUGGAGAUCGGGUCACCUGGUUCGUGCUGUUCCAGAACGUGAGCGGGUUCUUUGUGCACCCGGUGGGGCUGGAGGUGCUGGUGGAUCACAGCAGCCUGGACAUCUCGCAGUGGGCGGUGAGCAGGGUCUUCUACAACGGGCAGUACUACAGGGACAUGGCUCAGCUGGAGAGCGCCUACGUGCAGGGCAGGGUCAGCGUGGAGAAGGUGAGGAAGGCGCCGUGGGACGGGGACUUCUCGUCCAUGAAGCCCCGAGCGCCUGCGGCCGCGCUGUUCCCAGUGCAGUUUGAGCCGCAGGGUCCCCGCUACAGCGUCAGGAACAACCAGGUGCUCUUCCAGGGCUGGAGCUUUGCCUUUGGCAUGAGCGUGAGCACAGGCCUGCGGCUGUUUGACAUCCGGCACAGGGGGGAGAGGGUUGCCUAUGAGCUCAGCGUGCAGGAGGCGCUGUCAGUGUACGGCUCCAACUGCCCGGGAGGGAUGUCCACGCGCUACAUGGACGGCAGCUUUGGCCUGGGCCGCUACAGCUCCCCGCUGGUGCCGGGGCUCGACUGCCCCUCCCUGGCCACCUACGUGGACACCCACUCUCUGUCUGACAGCCUGAGGCCCACUGGCAGAGAGUACUUGGACAUCAAUGCUCUCAUUCAGAGGGAGCUGAAGAAGGCGCCGCGCUUCCUCACCAUGUGCUGUGAGUCAGACGGGACCGACCUGGCCAUCCUCACCACAGCCCCACGCGGCUUCAAGUCCGGCGACCGCAUGACCUGGUUUGUGCUGUUCCACAAUCUGGCUGGCACUGGCUACUUCGUGUCUCCAGUGGGGCUGGAGGUGCUGGUGGACCAUGGGGACCUUGACAUCUCCCGCUGGCAGCUGCUCCAAGUCUUCUACAAUGGCCGGUACUUUGCCAGCACAGAGGAUCUGGAGCAGGAGUUUGUGGCCGGUGCACUGGAGGUUGUCAGACUCGAGCAGCCCCGGGCUGACUCAGUGCUGGGCUCAAUGAAGCCCCGGCGCCCGCCUGGCUCCCCGGGCCCAGUGCAGUUUGAGCCGCAGGGUCCCCGCUACAGCGUCAGGAACAACCACAUCACCUUCCAGGGCUGGAGCCUCACCUUCGGCAUGAGCCCCAACACCGGCCCACGCCUCUUCGACAUCAGGUUCCGUGGGGAGAGGAUUGUCUAUGAGCUGAGUCUACAGGAAGCCUUGGCCCUGUAUGGCUCCAACUGCCCCGGGGGCAUGUCCACCCGCUACCUGGACGGCAGCUUCGGCAUCGGCAGGUUUGCCUACGAGCUGGUGCGGGGCCUGGACUGCCCCUACACAGCCACCUACGUGGACAGGCACUACCUGGUAGAGACAGAUACUCCCAAAACAAACCAAAACUCACUCUGCAUUUUUGAGCAUGACUCCUCCCUCCCUCUGAGGCGCCACUUCUCCGACUCGCAGUCCUUCUACUAUGGCGGGCUGCGGAAAAACACGCUGGUCAUCCGCACCAUCUCCACGCUCAUUAACUAUGACUACAUCUGGGACUUCAUGUUCCACAGCAGCGGGGCUGUGGAGGUCCGGGUGCACGCCACUGGCUACAUCAGCUCCUCCUUCUUCCAUGGCCGAGGCACUGACUAUGGCAACAGGGUUGGGCCCCACACGCUGGGCACGAUGCACCUCCACCACAUCCACUACAAGGUGGACCUGGAUGUUGACGGGCAGCUGAACUCCCUGGAGACCCAGGAUAUGGAGUACGAGUUUGUCAAAAUCCCCUGGAGCAGCCAGAACACCAUCGAGCGGCCGUACCUCCGCAGGGAAAGGCUGGAGAGGGAGGAUGAGGCAGCAUUCCCAAUCAAUGUCCCCAUGCCCCGCUACCUCUCCUUUGUCAGCCCCAAUCUCAACAGGUGGGAGCACCCACGCAGCUACAGGAUCCAGAUCAUCAGCUUUGCUGGGAAGCACCUGCCCACCAACAGCUCCAUGGAGCGCUCCAUCAGCUGGGGCAGGUACCAGCUGGCUGUCACCCGGAGGAAGGAGGAGGAGCCCACCAGCACCAGCAUCUACAACCAGAACGACCCCUGGAUGCCCACUGUCACCUUUGCUGACUUCAUCAACAACGAGACCAUCACCAAUGAGGACUUGGUUGCCUGGAUUACUGUGGGGUUCCUGCACGUCCCUCAUGCUGAAGACAUCCCCAAUACAGUGACUGUGGGCAAUGGUGUUGGCUUUUUCCUGAGGCCUUACAACUACUUCAGCGAGGACCCCUCUGUGGAUUCAUCUGACAGUGUUUACUUCAGCAGUGAACAGGAUGCUGGGGCAUGUGGGGCCAAUCCCCUCGCCUGCCUGUCCUCUGCUGCCACCUGUGCCCCCCACCUGCCCCCCUUCCACUUUGGGGGCUUCCUCAACCUCAGCCUGGCACCACCUCUUGGUGGGCUCUGAUGGGCCAGGGGGUGCUUCUGGCUCUUGGGUGGGGACUCAGAGGGUCUCUGUGCCACACCAGGACCUGCCCUCCCCCCGCCCUGGGUGUCACGUGCUCAGGGUCAGGUUUUGGGAGAAGCUCACUUCCUGUUUCAGCGCUGCAGCACUGCCAAAGGAGGAUUCAAAAUCUCUGAAAAAUAGCCCCUGGGAGUGAUUUUUUAAUUUCAUCCUGGAUGUCACCCUGGGUACUGUGGGGUGCCCACAGCUGCUCCCUUCCUCUGGGGUGGGACUUCCACCACUUUCCCAUCAUUGUUGCACACCAGUGACAGUGCUGGCCAAGGCUGCCCACAGCACAAAGCUGCAGCUGCCCUUGGAGCUGUGCUCCACCUGAGGUUUUACCCACAGUGGCAGGAGUGAGUGGUGUGGUGUUGCUGUGGACCUGCCACAGGAUUCCCAAAAAAUCCUCUGUAGCCAUUGCAGCAUCGAGGCCACUGGGCCCAGGCAGUACCAAGCUCUGGCUGCUGCUGCAGUGCCAGCUCUGCAGGGGAGAAUGGGGCACUGGGUUCUCUGGCAGGCUGCUGGAGGAGCCCAUGGCUGGGCACUUCCCAA